Molecule: messenger RNA, 915 nt
Organism: Coniophora puteana RWD-64-598 SS2
Lineage: Eukaryota; Fungi; Basidiomycota; Agaricomycetes; Boletales; Coniophoraceae
Exons: 9
Coding region: 1-915 (304 amino acids)
Source: RefSeq, a predicted model, not a curated record
AUGCACCUGUCAGUGGCCAACUCGACACCUCAGUCGUCUGCCAAGCGAUUUCGCACACGCUUUACCAGUAGCUCUAAUAUGGCGGACGCUUUGACUUCAGCAUUCUUGCACUUGCAAAUGUCAGGCUAUACUUACGCCAUAGCAUUAGCAGUUGCAUUGUAUGACUACGGUGAAUUUAUUCUUCUUAACUGCCAGUGCUUUGUCUGGACGAAGAGGUCGAAAUCUUCUGGGUGUGUAGAUUGUCUUUGUCUAGGCGUCUUAUCCAUCACUGAUGGCACACCCUUGCCGAAAAAGCUCUCUAAGCAACUAUCAUCAGCGGCUUUACUUUACGGCAGUGUGAGACUGCAUUUCUGUGACCUGCGCUAUGGUGGCCUAAUUUGUGCCAUACGUUACGGGACUUGGGUGAUAGGCGAAAUAACUCUACUUGCUCCCCUUGCCGCAUUACAAUUGGAACAAGUGUUGAUGAUUAUCUUGUUGAUCGUCUUGUUCCGUGGAAUACCCAUCGUGGAAACUACCAUGCUGUACUUCCAUGCAUGCGACUUUGGCAUUACACGACUAAAUCUCCCUAAAUGGGUCAUGUCUGUAACAAAGUUGACCUUCGUGCUUUUCCAAACCAUAUUUCUCAUGUUGACGCUAUCAUGCUACGCCACGUAUCUCAAAGAGACUCGACAGCGGCAUACCUGGAAGUUGUGGACCGGAGAUGACUUACGUGUCGUUCUCAUAAGGGACAACGCAGUCUUCUUUCUCGUAUCUUCUGUGCCUAUGAUUUUCGGCGCAAUUCUAUGGGCCGACCCAGGCCUCAAUGAGGUAACCCCUGCUACAUCGCUUUCAUCCGAAUGCUCUGCUAACCGUGCAUGUAUAGUAUCCUGCAAUGGGGUUGAACGUGGUCAGCGUGAUACUACAGCAAAUCUGUAG